UCAUGAAUAUGGCGGAAGAAUGAAAAAAGUCAUAUGAUUGAAACAGAUGUAUAAAUUUACUUUUUUUAACAGUUCUUCAAAUGUCAAUGAGAAUAAAAGAAGCUUUUGAUACCAGUCUCAACAACAACAAAAAUGAGAAGUUCAUAAGAUAUGCCAGUAAAAUUGAAUCAGCAAUUGAACAAAGUUACAAAAAAUUUUCUGUCUAUAUAGAAGGUUCAGUAAGAGUCACUCGUUUUAGGCCUGGUAGCAUUAUAGCAGACUAUGAAUUUAAAUCAACAACCAGCAGCCCCAACAGCCCUGAAUUUGCAGAUGCAAACAAACAGGUCGGCAACACUCUCAUAGGAGAAGGAUUCCCUGUAGAUCUGGAUGGUUUUGCUGAAAGUGAACAAAAGAAUCUGUCCACUGCAGAAAAAUGGUAUCCUCAGCAAAAUAUGGUGCUAAAAUGCAUACGCCCAGAUUCUGUUGUGGGUACAAUGAGAUGGACAGUGAAUGACCAAGAUCCUACACUAAACACCAAUAAAUACUUAAUUUCAUCUGACAGUAGCACUCUCACUGUGAAUAGCGUCAGUGUGUAUGACAGAGGUCGAUACACAUGUAUCAUAGACAGGACAAUACCUUACAUCCAAUGGCAAGAUAUAGUUAUUGAACCACUUCCCAAUAUCAUAGUUGGUCAAAAUGAAAGAAAGUUCCAGUGUGAAGACCGGACUGUUUCACUGACAUGCUGUGAAGAAAAAAACAGUGUGGAGUGGAUCCAAAUAACUUCUGAGGAUGUUGUGGCACCUCCAGUGGAUGGAUGCAUCACAUUAAAUCAUAAAAUCAAAAAAGGUGAUUGUGUGAGUAAAACCUUUGAAUGUCGACUCAAGAACCCGGCGCUUCAAGGUUUCAGCUAUGGUAGUUCAAGUGUUACAGUUUACAAAUCAAUGGAAGAGUUUAGCUGUAAAAAUGAAAAGCUUGGAGAUGGAAAGGAAGAUGAAACUUUGACAGGGCUCUGUGAAACAGGCAAGGAAGGCACCAUAAAAUAUAGAUGUAAAUCAGGUGAAUGGAAGCCUGAGGAGAUAAACUGUAUUCUUAAAGUUAUCAUAAACCUUGAAAAUAAAGUUCAGGUUUUGGUGGUGCAGGACAUACCAGACUUUGUGACUGAGCUUAGUAAUGUUACAGAGGAGAAUAAGAAUGAGAUAACACAGUCUCCUGUGACUGUCCUAACAAUUGUUGAAAUACUUGUAAAAGUUGCUAAUGUUUCACAAAACAUUAUCAUUAAUCAGCUUGUGAUGGAGGGUUUCCUUAACACAGUGAAUGUCCUUGUUUCGGAAUUGGCCUUUGAUUCAUGGACAAAUUUGAACAAUGACAGCAGGACUGAUAACACCAGCACUGCACUUCUAAGCUCUAUUGAGAACAUAGCAGCCCGUCUCACAGAUGGCAAUUUUACGAUUAAUAAAACAUCUGUUGAGUUGAACAGAGCUGUAACAACCAACACCUCAUAUAGUGGAAUAUCAAAAUUGCCAAACUCAACUACCGAGAUUGAGAUUCCAGAGAUUCCUAUAUCCACCCAUAUAACCAUCAUAGUCUUCACAACUCUUGACAAAAUCCUACCUACUCGUAAUACUACUACCAGUAGUAGUAAUAACAGUAGCAAAUCAGAUGUGCGCAUCAAUGGAGAUGUGGUUGUAGUUAAGAUUGACGAAGAAACAAUUACAAACAUAUCUUUUGUGUUUGACAUAACUGAUCAGUCUUUGGGAAAUCCUCAGUGUGUCUUUUGGAAUUUUAAUCUUGACGCAUGGGAUUCCACUGGAUGUGAAGUAAAGCCCUAUAUACGUAAAGGGAAUGAAACUGGCAGGAUUACAUGUGAAUGCAACCACACAACCUCUUUUUCAAUCUUAAUGUCACCAUUUUCCAUUAAGCACAUAGCCUUAGCCUAUAUAACUUAUGGUGUAGCUAUUUCGAUGGCCAGCUUGAUUUUGUGCCUGAUUAUUGAGAUUAUUGUGUGGAAGUCAAUGACAAGAAAUGACACAUCCUACAUGCGACAUGUCUCCAUAGUCAACAUUGCCGUGUCCCUGCUGAUCGCAAACAUCUGUUUUAUCAUUGGAGCUGCAAUCGCAGAACAAGAGCAGCCAGCCUCAGUGGGUCGCUGCAGUCCAGUGGUUUUCUUCAUGCACUUUUUUUACUUGGCUCUUUUCUUCUGGAUGUUAAUGUCGGCGCUGUUGCUCUUUUACCGUACAGUCAUGGUCUUGUCUCAAAUGUCAAGGGCCAAAAUGAUGCUCAUUUCCUUCAUAUCCGGUUAUGGUGCACCUUUGCUCAUAGCAGUCAUUACUGUUGCCUCAACAGCUGGACCUCAAAAUUAUAUAUCCAAAAGAAAUGCAUGCUGGCUGAACUGGUACGAAUCAAAGGCCCUGCUGGCAUUUGUGAUUCCAGCUCUCACUAUUGUAGUCAUAAACCUUAUGGUUUUGAUCGUGGUUCUGUACAAGAUGUUGAGGAGAGGAGUUGGUGCUACAACUCAACCAGAUGAGAAACAUGCCCUGGUGGUCAUUGCCAGAUGUGUGGCCAUUUUGACUCCUAUCUUUGGUAUAACAUGGGGAUUUGGAAUUGGAACCAUGGUGUCUGAAGAUUUAGGCAUUCAUGUGGUGUUUGCACUCCUCAAUUCACUGCAGGGAUUCUUUAUUUUGGUGUUUGGAACGCUUUUAGACAGCAAGAUCCGUGAGGCUCUGGCAGGGAGACUGUCACUAAGGAACUUUACCAGCUCUAACCGUACCAGGAGUACUAGUGCAGGACCAUCAUCUUCAAGUGGACUGGGUUUCUUUCAAAGGAUGCGGAGAAGAAAUGUGUACAACACAUCUGAAGCCAGCGCUUUCUCAGCAGUUACAUCUUCACACAGCUCCAGUAGCACAGAUACUAUGAAUGCAUAAUCACCUACUUCAUAAACUAUAGUUUACUUUAUUAAAUGUUAAACAGCCUUUUUUAAACAAGUUUUCUACACUGCAAGUAUAUGUAAACUGCUCUAUCUGUUACUGAUUUCUGGGAUGAGGUG
This is a messenger RNA of Cyprinus carpio (common carp), 3022 nucleotides long. RefSeq names its product adhesion G protein-coupled receptor F1-like. Gene Ontology annotation, molecular function: G protein-coupled receptor activity. Gene Ontology annotation, biological process: G protein-coupled receptor signaling pathway; cell surface receptor signaling pathway. Gene Ontology annotation, cellular component: membrane. Lineage: Eukaryota; Metazoa; Chordata; Actinopteri; Cypriniformes; Cyprinidae. The record is from RefSeq and is a predicted model, not a curated record.